CGCCCAGCAGCGCCCUCCCCCUCUCCGCUGAGACUCAGGCAGCACAACAAAGACAGCCGGAGCCGUGCACAGCCGCUCCUCACACACUGGGCAAACAUGGUGAAACUCGCAUUUAAUUCGUCUCUGGCGCAGAAGGACGCCAAGAAGGAUGACGAGAACAGCGAGGUGCUGAUAAUUACCGACAACAAGGAGGUGGAAGAAGUUGUGCCACUUGGACAGAGACGAGCCUGGUGUUGGUGCAUGUGCUUUGGAUUGGCCUUUAUGUUGGCUGGUAUCGUGCUGGGUGGUGCAUACCUCUACAGAUAUUUUGUUUCACAGCGUGGAGUUUACUUCUGUGGAAUAAGGUACACUGAUGAUGAUAUGACGCUUGCUGAGCCUUACGCAGACUCUUCCCGUAUUCGAUACCACUCAUUUAAGGAGAGAAUUCAGAUUCUGGAAGAUGAAGAAGUUGAACUGAUCAAUGUGCCCGUCCCAGAAUUUGCUGAUAGUGACCCUGCUGACAUUGUACACGAUUUUCACAGGAAACUCACUGCUUACCUUGAUCUCAGCCUGAACAAAUGCUAUGUUAUCCCUCUGAACACAUCAAUUGUUAUGCCCCCAAAGAAUUUCUUAGAGCUGCUCAUCAACAUCAAGGCUGGAACAUACCUUCCCCAGUCCUACCUAAUUCAUGAACAGAUGGUGGUCACAGAUCGCAUUGAGAAUGUAGACCAGCUGGGUGUCUUUAUUCGCCGCCUCUGCCAGGACAAGGAGACCUACAAACUUCAGCGCAGAGAGCCAGUUCGAGGGAGACAGAAACGGGAUCUUCAGGGCUGCUUCAGAAUUAAUCACUUUGAAAACAAAUUUGCGGUGCAAACAAUGAUUUGCCACUAAAAGUUACUUGGAUACAUUGUCAGCCGUUUCUCAACAGUAUAGCCCUGUCCUUUUGUGUGUAGUUAUUACUUUAAGGGAAGGUUUUGUUAUUAGUGGCCAGACCUUUGCACAGUAAAUUCACUUUCAUCUCAUUUGAUUUUCAUCAACAUGUUUGUUUUAUUUUUCCAUUUUCUUCAACUACUAAGUGUGAUAUUUUAUAUUUAAAUAUAUGGAAAUUGUCAUUUAAAUAAGAGAUGCUAGACGAAUUUUCAUUCCUGCUGAUUUAGUGUAAGACUUUUUAAAAACUUUUUACAUAGAAACGUCACUGCAUUUACUAUAUAUACUGCACUGUUACUCCAUAACAACGCUUAAAGAAGCUAAACAAACUAUAUGCAUUCAUUUGCGUCAAGCCUGUUAAUAAUGCAUGUUCAUUCACCUAAAAUAGACCCCCACUCCUCCCAUAUAUGUAUACAUAUUUUCUGGAAAGCUCAGGACUAACUAAAGUCAUUGUUGGUAAUAUGGAUAAAGAAUAUAAAAACAAAUAUGAUCGGCUUUAGUGAUCAGUGGCACUUCCACUGCUGAUGACCCACAGCUGGAAAUGCUUUCUGUAGUUUGAAUUUGAAAGUCUUUCAGCUCUGUUAAACUUUCAAAUAGAAGUGCUGCCUGAAGGGCAAACAUGACAAGGUGCUGGCUUCAACCUUUGUUGGCCAAGGAGAACUCAUCCUUUUGUGUGCUCCUCUGACCCGUUGUCUUUCACCUGAACUUCCCUGACUUCUUGGCUAAGCUGCAUCACAAGUUCAUUCUUGUCCAGUGGAUAUGGCCAAAAGAGCACUCAUUAAACUAGGAGAGAGCGAGUGGUGCUUGGCCUAGAAAUCAGGGGAAUGGAGGCCUUGGUAACCAAGUGAAACGGGUCAGAGGAGUUCCAACAUGCUAAUUUAACGCACACGUUCUUGUAGAAAUGGUUGUGCAUCUAAGUGGGUGCUGUAGCAACCAACACAACUGUGUCAAAGCAAAACAUUUUUACCAGCACACCAAGGAACUCCAGAGUGGGAUCCAAAGCGUUAAUCCGCGAUCACAUCGGUACAGCAGAUGGCAACGUUUCGGAGCCAUGCAGGACCCCUUCAUCAGGCAUGUGACCAACAAGGCAGAGGGACAUACAGGAAUGGUUGGACAUUACACUAGUAGCGUCUUUCAUGUGUGAUCUUAGGCGGUAUUUUUACUUUGGAAGGUUUCAAAUUACUGACCGGCUCAUUUUAACAGGGUGCCUCCUUCUGUUUUAAGUUUUUUUAUUUUGACCAAUUUGAUUAUUUUUGGCAUUUGAAGGAAGAACUUCUGUUUAUUAAUACAUGCAGCAUGUAUUUUCAUGGGAGGAUAGAAGGGUGUGCUUGGUUGCUGUGAAAAACCGUUCUUCAUACACAAUACAAAAGUACCCAAAUUACCUGUUUUAAAUUUUCUUGGGGGAAAAAAAUGGAGGCCAAUUUGUGGCUUUCAGCAACAGUUUGACUUUUAUGCACUUUGAAUAAAGAGGCCCAUCGUGGCUGUCAAGACCUGAGGGAGAACUGCAUUUUGUUGGUCCUGCAAGGACUGCUCAGCUUGAUGAAGUCUCCUAUGCAGAAUAGCCACUAAAACACACGAGUUGCAUUUUAAACAAGGCACUUAUCAAGUGGGAGAAUUUACAAAUGAAUGUAUGUUCUCUCAUGUAUGUAAAUUAGAAUAAGGAUAUUAUGAGGUUUGCUGUCAUUUGGCUUGUAUAACAGUAAUGGCUGGAGUCUCUCCUUAAAUUGACAAAGGCAGGCUUAUACCUUCUGCAAGCUGACUAAUGUAUGGCUGGAUGGAUACUGCUCAGUACAGCCUGGCAGAAUGUAUCUUCUUUUUUUUUUUCAUUUAGUUUUUAAACCCUGUGUUGUGCAGAGCACGUCUGGGGGAACACAUUGAGCAACCUGCUUAUUUUACAGAAUGGAGGUUAUGAGGAAUCAAAACUGGAAUGACCUCAUCAGAAUCUCGUAUAGCUGGUAAAGAUGAUGAGAUAUGGGAUCCAUUAAGCUUAAAUGUUGCGUUUUUGCUGAAAAUGCCAUUGUAUGUAAAUAUUUAGGACACUGUCUCUGUGCAUAUAGGCGUACAAAUACUUAUGGGAGCAUUUGUGUACAUACAUAUAGACAUACAUGCUUUAUGGAAAAUAUUAUGGUCUUGGCAUUUGCAUUGCACCUUUUGAAGAUGUCUGUGUUGGUAAGUAACCUGACCUCCAGCUUUAUUCCAUUGGAAAGCCUUUGCAGGUGUGCAUUUCUAACUACUACGAAAAGGCAAUUCUUCUUUUUUUUCUGUGUUACUGUUUUUGUUUUUAAGCUUUUUCUUAAAUCUGUUUUUAACUGGUUGAUGGUUUGCUAUGCCCUCUUAUUUUAAAAACAGGAGUGUCAAUAAAAAAAAUUGGAUGGUAACAUGUGUUACUAAUUUGUAUAUAAUUGUACUUGUAAAGGAAUAAAACUUAUACCACAUGUUUAA
Rana temporaria (common frog) is the source of this 3348-nucleotide messenger RNA. It is a transcript of the gene ITM2B, whose product is annotated as integral membrane protein 2B. The record is from RefSeq and is a predicted model, not a curated record. NCBI's taxonomy places the organism in Eukaryota, Metazoa, Chordata, Amphibia, Anura, Ranidae. The transcript is spliced from 6 exons. Gene Ontology annotation, molecular function: amyloid-beta binding. The coding region runs from base 97 to 870 and encodes 257 amino acids. Gene Ontology annotation, biological process: negative regulation of amyloid precursor protein biosynthetic process. Gene Ontology annotation, cellular component: extracellular exosome; plasma membrane; Golgi apparatus.